CCGGGGUCCCCCCGCCGGGCGCCCCGGCUGUGAGGGGCGCGCGCCUCCCCCCGGGGCCAUGGCCCGCCUGGGCCCCCGCCUGGCGCUGGCCCUGCGUCUGCUGGGCGCGUGCGCGGCCAUCGGCUCCCUGGACCUGGAGCGGCCGGGCGACGGCAAGUGCCAGCCCAUCGAGAUCCCCAUGUGCCAGGACAUCGGCUACAACAUGACCCGCAUGCCCAACCUGAUGGCGCACGAGAACCAGCGCGAGGCGGCCAUCCAGCUGCACGAGUUCGCGCCGCUGGUGGAGUACGGCUGCCACGGGCACCUCCGCUUCUUCCUGUGCUCGCUCUACGCGCCCAUGUGCACCGAGCAGGUCUCCGCCCCCAUCCCCGCCUGCCGUGUCAUGUGCGAGCAGGCCCGGCUCAAGUGCUCGCCCAUCAUGGAGCAGUUCAACUUCAAGUGGCCCGACUCUCUGGACUGCCGCAAGCUGCCCAACAAAAACGACCCCAACUACUUGUGCAUGGAGGCGCCCAGCAACGGCUCGGACGAGCCCAGCCGCGGCCCCGGCGGCCUCUUCCCGCCGCUCCUCCGGCCGCAGCGGCCCCAUGAGCCGCCGCCCCCGGACGCGCGCCCCGGGCGCGCGGGCUGCGCCAACCCGGGCAAGUUCCACCACGUGGAGAAGAGCGGGUCGUGCGCGCCGCUGUGCGCGCGCGGCGUGGACGUGUACUGGAGCCGCCGCGACAAACGCUUCGCCGUGGUCUGGCUGGCCGUCUGGGCCGUCUUGUGCUUCUUCUCCAGCGCCUUCACGGUGCUCACCUUCCUCAUCGACCCCGUGCGCUUCCGCUACCCCGAGCGCCCCAUCAUCUUCCUGUCCAUGUGCUGCUGCGUCUACUCCGUGGGCUACAUCAUCCGGCUCUUCGCGGGCGCCGAGAGCAUCGCGUGCGACCGGGACAGCGGGCAGCUCUACGUCAUCCAGGAGGGCCUGGAGAGCACGGGCUGCACCCUGGUCUUCCUGCUGCUCUACUACUUCGGCAUGGCCAGCUCGCUCUGGUGGGUCAUCCUCACACUCACCUGGUUCCUGGCGGCCGGCAAGAAGUGGGGCCACGAGGCCAUCGAGGCCCACAGCAGCUACUUCCAUCUGGCGGCCUGGGCCAUCCCGGCGGUGAAGACCAUCCUGGUCCUGGUAAUGCGCCGCGUGGCGGGCGACGAGCUCACGGGGCUCUGCUACGUGGGCAGCAUGGACGUGAACGCGCUCACCGGCUUCGUGCUGGCCCCGCUGGCCUGCUACCUGGUGCUGGGCACCUCCUUCAUCCUCUCAGGCUUCGUGGCCCUCUUCCACAUCCGCCGGGUGAUGAAGACGGGUGGCGAGAACACGGACAAGCUGGAGAAGCUCAUGGUGCGCAUCGGGCUCUUCUCGGUGCUGCACACGGUGCCCGCCACCUGCGUCAUCGCCUGCUACUUCUAUGAGCGCCUCAACAUGGAGCACUGGAAGGCACAGGCCCAGCAGCGCCCCUGCCGGGCGGAUGGCCACUCCCGGGCCCCCGACUGCCUGCUGGCCGCGUCCAUCCCCGCCGUGGAGAUCUUCAUGGUGAAGGUGUUCAUGCUGCUGGCCGUGGGCAUCACCAGCGGCAUGUGGGUCUGGACCGCCAAGACCCUGCACUCCUGGAGGACCGUGUGCAGCCGUAGCCUCCGCAGGAAGAGCCGCCGGGCACCGCCCAGCGCCCUCGGCUGUGGGAUUUACAAAAAGGCCCAGCACGCCCCCAAAACUCACCUGGCCAAGUACGAGCUCCCAGUCCAGUCUCCCAGCCUGGUGUGAGCAGCCUCCAGG
Messenger RNA from Sorex fumeus (smoky shrew), 1807 nucleotides. It is a transcript of the gene FZD10, whose product is annotated as frizzled class receptor 10. The coding region runs from base 59 to 1795 and encodes 578 amino acids. Lineage: Eukaryota; Metazoa; Chordata; Mammalia; Eulipotyphla; Soricidae. The record is from RefSeq and is a predicted model, not a curated record. Gene Ontology annotation, biological process: non-canonical Wnt signaling pathway; canonical Wnt signaling pathway. Gene Ontology annotation, cellular component: plasma membrane. The transcript has a single exon. Gene Ontology annotation, molecular function: Wnt-protein binding; Wnt receptor activity.